AUGCUGUUGAAUACAUCUUCUCGAAAUAUACUCCGUCGCUCCAAUACAAAGCAAUGGUCACUAGGUCUCUUGCCCACUAUCGCAACGAAACGAUACGUACGCACAUCUUCAGAACCUAGCAGCUCUACAUCUACACCCCUACCAUUCAAGAAGGAGAAAGAUGGGGCAUCCGGGUAUCUUCUGGCAAAAGCCGAUGAUCUAGUCAACUGGGGAAGGCAAGGCUCCCUGUGGCCCUUGUCAUUCGGACUAGCCUGCUGCGGAAUCGAAAUGAUGCAUACCUCAAUGCCACGCUACGACCAGGAUCGCCUGGGCAUUAUUUUCCGCGCCUCGCCACGGCAAGCCGAUGUCAUGAUAGUGGCCGGUACGGUAGUCAACAAGAUGGCACCGGCAGUGAGACAACUAUAUGAUCAGAUGCCGGAUCCGAAAUGGGUGAUCAGCAUGGGCAGUUGUGCCAAUGGUGGAGGAUAUUACCACUACAGUUACAAUGUUGUACGCGGUGUGGACCGCAUCGUGCCAGUGGAUAUCUAUGUGCCUGGAUGUCCACCAACUGCCGAGGCACUUCUGCAGGGGAUUUUUCUUCUACAGAAGAAGAUGCGUAGGACCCAGGUUACCAGGAUGUGGCACAGCGAUGACAGGGAGUCCAGGAAAUCCCCAGUCCAAUCAUCAGUCCAAUCCCCAGUACAAUCCAUCAUCUCUAGAUUUCUUCAUGAGGACUCCCCGGACCAAUCCAUCAUCAUCCUAGUUCCUGACGAGGAAUCCCCGACCCAAUCCAUCAUCUCUCGAUUUCUCCACGAGGACUCCCCGGACCAAUCCAUCAUCGUCCUGGUUCCCGACGAGGAAUCUUCAGCCUAA
Penicillium griseofulvum is the source of this 852-nucleotide messenger RNA. Its product is annotated as NuoB/complex I 20 kDa subunit family protein. Gene Ontology annotation, biological process: aerobic respiration; mitochondrial respiratory chain complex I assembly; electron transport coupled proton transport. Bases 1 to 852 code for a protein of 283 amino acids. The record is from RefSeq and is a predicted model, not a curated record. Gene Ontology annotation, molecular function: 4 iron, 4 sulfur cluster binding; quinone binding; NADH dehydrogenase (ubiquinone) activity. The transcript is spliced from 3 exons. Lineage: Eukaryota; Fungi; Ascomycota; Eurotiomycetes; Eurotiales; Aspergillaceae.